CGGGCGGGCGGGCGGCGGCGGGGCGGCGGGGCGAGGCAAGCGCGGGGCAGCGGCGGCAGAGGAGCCGCAGCCGCAGCGGGGCCGGGCCGGGCCGGGCGCGCACCAGCGGCAGCGGCAGCGGCAGCAUCUCGCUUGCGGAGCCGGCGCAGGCUUCCCGCACCUGGAGUGUGGACUGAGGACGGCCCAGGAGACAGAGCUGAACUUCAUCACCCAGCCCCCAGAGGCGGCAAGACAUGGGCCCCAUUUUCCAAAUCCUGAUGCCUUUCAUUUAACCAGAAGACGUGGAGGGGCGCCCCCACCCCUGACCAUGUAGAUGCCGGCUCCCGGAAGCAGCAUGGGCCCCGCUGAAUGGAGACUCCUGGGUCUGCAGCCCUGAGUCCCUCUGGCCCCUGGACCUUGCCCCGUGCCUGGGGACGCCCCUCAGAGCCCACGGCCACCGUCGCCAGCCCACCUCCGCCACCCCCUGGAGCCGGCCGCCUGGAGCCACAGCAGUCCAGUGAGGCUGUGCUGGAGACAGCCACGCGGAGCCAUCAGCCGGCAGCCUCCUGUCCGGCGCUGACCCUCGGGCCCGCCCCGAGCGGGGACUGCGGCAGACAUGGGUGACAUGACCAACAGCGACUUUUACUCCAAAAACCAAAGAAACGAGUCUAGCCAUGGGGGCGAGUUCGGGUGCACGAUGGAGGAGCUGCGCUCCCUCAUGGAACUUCGGGGCACUGAGGCCGUGGUCAAGAUCAAGGAGACCUACGGGGACACUGACGCCAUCUGCCGGCGCCUCAAAACCUCCCCUGUCGAAGGUUUGCCAGGCACCGCUCCAGACCUGGAGAAGAGAAAGCAGAUUUUUGGGCAAAACUUUAUACCUCCAAAGAAGCCAAAAACCUUCCUGCAGCUCGUGUGGGAGGCCCUGCAGGACGUGACGCUGAUCAUUCUGGAAAUCGCCGCCAUCAUCUCCCUGGGGCUCUCCUUCUACCACCCGCCCGGAGAGAACAACGAAGGAUGUGCGACGGCCCAGGGCGGGGCAGAGGAUGAAGGGGAGGCAGAGGCGGGCUGGAUCGAGGGGGCCGCCAUCCUCCUGUCGGUCAUCUGCGUGGUCCUGGUCACCGCCUUCAAUGACUGGAGCAAAGAGAAACAGUUCCGGGGCCUGCAGAGCCGCAUUGAGCAGGAGCAGAAGUUCACUGUGGUCCGGGCCGGCCAGGUGGUCCAGAUCCCUGUGGCUGAGAUCGUGGUUGGGGACAUCGCCCAGGUCAAAUAUGGCGACCUCCUCCCUGCCGACGGCCUCUUCAUCCAGGGCAACGACCUCAAGAUUGAUGAGAGCUCCCUGACGGGGGAGUCUGACCAGGUGCGCAAGUCGGUGGACAAGGACCCCAUGCUGUUGUCAGGUACCCACGUGAUGGAGGGCUCUGGACGGAUGGUGGUGACCGCCGUGGGUGUGAACUCUCAGACUGGCAUUAUCUUUACCCUGCUGGGGGCCGGUGGUGAAGAGGAAGAGAAGAAAGACAAGAAAGGUGUGAAGAAGGGGGAUGGCCUUCAGCUACCAGCGGCCGAUGGUGCGGCAGGUUCAAAUGCUGCAGAUAGUGCAAAUACCAGCCUAGUCAAUGGUAAAAUGCAGGAUGGCAAUGUGGACGCCAGCCAGAGCAAAGCCAAACAGCAGGAUGGGGCGGCCGCCAUGGAGAUGCAACCCCUCAAGAGUGCCGAGGGGGGAGACGCUGACGACAAGAAGAAGGCCAACAUGCACAAGAAGGAGAAGUCGGUGCUGCAGGGCAAGCUCACCAAGCUAGCCGUGCAGAUCGGCAAGGCAGGCCUGGUGAUGUCAGCCAUCACGGUGAUCAUCCUGGUGCUCUACUUCACUGUGGACACCUUCGUGGUCAACAAGAAGCCGUGGCUCCCCGAGUGCACGCCUGUCUACGUGCAGUACUUCGUCAAGUUCUUCAUCAUCGGCGUGACGGUGCUGGUGGUUGCCGUGCCCGAGGGGCUCCCUCUGGCCGUCACCAUCUCCCUGGCCUACUCGGUGAAGAAAAUGAUGAAGGACAACAACCUGGUCCGCCACCUGGACGCCUGUGAGACCAUGGGCAAUGCCACGGCCAUCUGCUCGGACAAGACGGGCACCCUGACCACCAAUCGCAUGACGGUGGUGCAGGCCUACGUGGGCGACGUCCACUACAAGGAGAUCCCUGACCCCAGCUCCAUCAACGCCAAGACCAUGGAGCUGCUGGUCCAUGCCAUCGCCAUCAACAGCGCCUACACCACCAAGAUCCUGCCCCCGGAGAAGGACGGCGCCCUGCCCCGGCAGGUGGGCAACAAGACGGAGUGCGGCCUGCUGGGCUUCGUGCUGGACCUGAAGCAGGACUACGAGCCGGUGCGCGCUCAGAUGCCCGAGGAGAAGCUGUACAAGGUCUACACCUUCAACUCCGUGCGGAAGUCCAUGAGCACCGUCAUCCAGCUGCCGGACGAGAGCUUCCGCAUGUAUAGCAAGGGCGCUUCGGAGAUCGUGCUCAAGAAGUGCUGCAAAAUCCUCAACGGGGCAGGUGAGCCUCGGGUCUUCCGGCCCCGAGACCGGGACGAGAUGGUGAAGAAGGUGAUCGAGCCCAUGGCCUGCGACGGGCUCCGCACCAUCUGCGUGGCUUACCGCGACUUCCCCAGCAGCCCUGAGCCCGACUGGGACAACGAGAAUGACAUCCUCAACGAGCUCACCUGCAUCUGUGUGGUGGGCAUCGAGGAUCCCGUGCGGCCCGAGGUCCCGGAAGCCAUCCGCAAGUGCCAGCGAGCAGGCAUCACUGUCCGCAUGGUCACCGGUGACAACAUCAACACGGCGCGGGCCAUCGCCAUCAAGUGUGGCAUCAUCCAUCCCGGGGAGGACUUCCUGUGCCUUGAGGGCAAGGAGUUCAACCGAAGGAUCCGCAACGAGAAAGGGGAGAUCGAGCAGGAGCGGAUCGAUAAGAUCUGGCCAAAGCUGCGGGUGCUGGCUCGCUCCUCCCCCACGGACAAGCAUACCCUGGUCAAAGGCAUCAUCGACAGCACGCACACGGAGCAGCGGCAGGUGGUGGCCGUGACGGGGGACGGCACCAACGACGGGCCUGCGCUCAAGAAGGCCGACGUGGGCUUCGCCAUGGGCAUCGCAGGCACGGACGUGGCCAAGGAGGCCUCGGACAUCAUCCUGACGGACGACAACUUCAGCAGCAUCGUCAAGGCAGUGAUGUGGGGCCGCAAUGUCUACGACAGCAUCUCCAAGUUCCUGCAGUUCCAGCUGACCGUCAACGUGGUGGCCGUGAUCGUGGCCUUCACGGGCGCCUGCAUCACGCAGGACUCCCCCCUGAAGGCAGUGCAGAUGCUCUGGGUGAACCUCAUCAUGGACACAUUCGCCUCCCUGGCGUUGGCCACUGAGCCGCCCACCGAGACGCUGCUCCUGAGGAAGCCGUACGGCCGCAACAAGCCCCUCAUCUCUCGGACCAUGAUGAAGAACAUCCUGGGCCAUGCCGUCUACCAGCUCACCCUCAUCUUCACCCUGCUCUUCGUCGGCGAGAAGAUGUUCCAGAUCGACAGUGGGAGGAACGCACCCCUGCACUCACCGCCCUCCGAGCACUACACCAUCAUCUUCAACACCUUCGUCAUGAUGCAGCUCUUCAACGAGAUCAACGCCCGCAAGAUCCACGGCGAGCGCAACGUCUUCGACGGCAUCUUCCGGAACCCCAUCUUCUGCACCAUCGUGCUGGGCACCUUUGCCAUCCAGAUAGUGAUCGUGCAGUUUGGGGGAAAGCCAUUCAGCUGCUCCCCAUUGCAGCUGGACCAGUGGAUGUGGUGCAUAUUCAUUGGGUUAGGGGAGCUCGUCUGGGGCCAGGUCAUCGCCACCAUCCCGACCAGCAGGCUCAAGUUCCUCAAGGAGGCGGGCAGGCUCACGCAGAAGGAGGAGAUCCCCGAGGAGGAGCUCAACGAGGACGUGGAGGAGAUAGACCACGCCGAGCGCGAGCUGCGGCGGGGCCAGAUCCUGUGGUUCCGAGGUCUGAACCGGAUCCAGACCCAGAUUGAAGUAGUCAAUACUUUCAAGAGCGGGGCCUCCUUUCAGGGGGCCCUGCGGAGACAAUCCUCCGUCACCAGCCAGAGCCAGGACAUCCGCGUCGUGAAGGCGUUUCGUAGCUCUCUCUAUGAAGGUCUAGAAAAGCCUGAGUCUCGAACCUCCAUCCAUAACUUCAUGGCUCAUCCUGAGUUCCGGAUCGAAGAUUCGCAGCCCCACAUCCCCCUCAUCGACGACACCGACCUGGAAGAAGAGGCCGCGCUCAAGCAGAACUCGAGCCCGCCCUCGUCGCUGAACAAGAACAACAGCGCCAUCGACAGCGGGAUCAACCUGACGACCGACACAAGCAAAUCAGCUACCUCUUCAAGUCCAGGGAGCCCCAUCCACAGCCUGGAGACGUCGCUUUAGCUGAGGAACCGCCCCCCACCCCGCCGCCACACCACACCCCGCCCCCACCCGGGCAGCCACCCAUCCAGGCACCUGACUGACCCAAGCAGCAGCGAGCAACGGCAGGAAAAAAAAAAACAAAAACAAAUACUGGCGAGAAAACCGAUUCCACCCAGCAGACCCUUUUUUUUCUGGCUGCGAUGCUGUUUGAACUCUUUUUCACCUUGAGGCGAGGGCGGGAUCCCGUGGGGAGCGGGGCUAAAGGGAGUGAGUGGGGGUUUUCCCAGAACUAGCCCUUCCAGGCUCCCGCCUGACAUGGACCAGCCAUGCCCCCUGCCCAGCGCCAGCCACAUCCCUGCAUGAAUGUACUGCAUACUUCCGGUCCUCCCUUAGUUUGGUUUUUGGGGGGUUGGGGAGGGGUUUGGUUUUUUGUUUUGUUUUGUUUCUUUUCUUAGGCGGGAACUGCAAAACAGACUCUUUUCUGAGACUAUUUAUCCAAUCCACUGGUCUGUGAAGUUUUUGAGAUGCUUGCAAGUAGCAUGGUCUCAGUUGUACAGGUUAAUUUCACAACUUUUUGAAAUUGCAGAGCUUAACUCGCCUGGUAAAUUUGCACCAAUGGAACCGAAGAACUUCAGACACUCACAAGGUUAUAUCCAUUUCUUUGUAUCUAUAUCAACGUAUACUUCUCUGAGACUGUAUACGUCCAUAUAGAUAGGUAGAUAUAUAUAUAUAUAUAAAUAUAUAUAAUGGAUAUAUAAAAUUUUUUUGCCGGCAUGUUGCCUUGUUUCUGCUUAAAUUGCUCUAUUUUAACUUAUUUAUGUCCUAAAAGAAGAAUGUAAUUUGUUUACAAACCUGUAGAUAACGUCUUCGGCUAUUUGUAUGGUUUAAGAACACUGGUGGCUGAGAUGCUAUAAAAACAGCUCAGCCUGGCAGACACCUCCCUGGAUUGCAUCCUCGAUGUUUUCCGAUAGCCAUGCUCUGAUUUUUUUUUUUUUUUUUUGCCUGCUGUUUCUGUUGGAUAAUGUCACUACCGUGGGAGGCAGGAGUCAAAUGUGAGCAGGUAUCCAUCCCUAGGGGUCCGACAGCACGCUCUGUAGACAAAGGGGGAGGAGGAGAGAAGUCUUCGUGGGCUCCAAGGACUGAUGGCCGGCCGGCCCCAGGGCCACGGGAUCCGCAAAGCACUGAGUGAAGACCUUCUCUCAAUGAAACUCACUUGAGUUUACUAAGAGCACUUCCAACAGAGGUUCCCUCUGGCGCUGUCUGUGCAGAGACUGAGGUAGUGAGGCAAUAUUAGAAAUGCUGUUUUGUUGAUUUUUUCCUUUUUCAGUUAGUCAUUUAGAGGCUUAUUUCCUCAUAGAUUGCAGCAAAUAUGCUGUUGGCAUAUUGGAUGAGGAUCAUUAAGGUUUGCUGCUUUUAUUUUUAUUUUUGAAGAAGAAUAGCACUUCACUUUCUGCACUACUUAGAUCCGAACGAACCUUAUGAUGUGUAUAUUGAGACGUAUUCAGUGUGAUUUUUUUUAAACCAAAUCGUCUUCCUGUAGUCGCAAUAUAUACUGUAGCCUUUGAACAGCAAGUCUUGCUUUCCCAGACAGAAAGCCAUUCUGAAACCCUGCAUAUCACAGGUGAGAAAAGGUGGUUAUUUCUCCCCCGCCCCUGAGACAAUAACAGCACUAGUAAUCCCACUUAAUAAGAGCUUAUUUAAUUGUAUGUCAGCCUCUUAACUGCUAAGCACUUUGUGGGUAUCAGCUUUUUUCAUAAAAGAACUUUUGUAUUGAAUACAAAGUUUGCUUUGAGACUUUUCAGCAUACGAUCUUUUUCCAUAAACUUGUACAGUGCAAAAGACAUUUUGAAUACCAUGACCGAUGAUGUCCCAUGCUUCAAGGAAAACCAAAACGCUUCCCGCCUCGCUUGCAAAAUGCAUUCUUCAUACUGACCCUUCCCACGGUUGCUCUGUGUCAGCCCGGGCCCCUCCCUUCUCCAGGCCCAGAGAAUUCUUCCACAAACAAGAUUGAGAGCCACUCGGGAAAAGAGCCAUAGUCAGCUGGGAGGGCGUGCGUCUGGACGGCUGUGGAGAAACCCGAGGGUUUGGGAUCCCGAGACAGCCCAUCCCACCUGGCACGACCUUCCUGGAAGGAGGACCUUUUUUGAGCAAGAGCAUCUCCUGAAUGUCGAGAAGCAUCAUCUCUGAAUGUAGCCAGCAGAGGGAACUGUGUCCCCCGAAGGGGUGACCAGCCCUCAGAUGUGUUUAUUGGAUUCCAAGACCAACACCGCCCACACCGCCCACUGCUCUCCUUAGAGAAAGACCUGCUCCUGUAGAACCUGGGGCAGCUUUGGAACGUGGUGUGUUUUUUGUUUUCUGUUGUUUUUUGUAGUUUCCUUUUUCAAGGUUCUCCAUCUCCCCCUGUGUUCCGACCGUGUGUCCAUGACCUCAUUCCAUGACACCAGGAAAGUCCGGCUUGCACAUGAGGCCUCCUGCUCAUUUGCAGCCAGGAUGCAAGGGGAGCAGGAGGGGGUCUCCCAGAGUGGGGCUCAGCUCCAGGGAGAGUAGGGAGCCACGGAAGCUAGAAUGCCCCCACGUUAGUGCUGGUCUUUUCUUGUCAGGAAUGAUGGAUGCCCACACACACAUACACACUCAUACCCUUGCCCUCACACGUGCACACACACACACACACACACACAGAGGAAAUGACUGGUUUGUCAGAACUCACUGUAGUACAUAAAGCUUGCACUCGGCGUCCUAUAUCUAGCAGCAUGGGGUACGUUUGGCAGUUCACCCCAUUAGGGGGUAAAUAAUUUAUGACCAUUCAUCUGUUUUUAUGAAUUUUUUUAAUCUAGACAAUAAUUGUAAAUAAAGAACUCACCAUCUCUGUUCAUUUAAUACUAUGCAAUGGU
Molecule: messenger RNA, 7284 nt
Organism: Cervus elaphus (red deer)
Lineage: Eukaryota; Metazoa; Chordata; Mammalia; Artiodactyla; Cervidae
Gene: ATP2B2
Product: ATPase plasma membrane Ca2+ transporting 2
Exons: 26
Coding region: 596-4414 (1272 amino acids)
Biological process (GO): calcium ion transmembrane transport; regulation of cytosolic calcium ion concentration
Cellular component (GO): intracellular membrane-bounded organelle; postsynaptic density membrane
Molecular function (GO): ATP binding; ATP hydrolysis activity; PDZ domain binding
Source: RefSeq, a predicted model, not a curated record